Messenger RNA from Onthophagus taurus, 1046 nucleotides. RefSeq lists its product as uncharacterized. NCBI's taxonomy places the organism in Eukaryota, Metazoa, Arthropoda, Insecta, Coleoptera, Scarabaeidae. The record is from RefSeq and is a predicted model, not a curated record.
UCUAUAAUUUUCCGUGCGAAAAUGCAUAAUUAAGUGAAAAACGAACGAAAGUGAGGUUAGAAUUUACAAUCAAUCGCGGUAGUCCCGGUAAACACACGUCUUAUCGAAAAAAGAUUAAAGAUCAGAUUCAAAACGGGAUAAUUGCGCGAAAUUCGAACAUAAAUAAUAAUAAAAAAGUGAAUUAAAAUGGCGAAUUUAACGUUGGAAUUGAAUAAACCGAUGGAACUUCGCGUUCAAGAGUUUAAAAAUGACCCGGAGAUGAUGAGGGAUGUAAACGGGUUUAUUAACGACCUUUUAGAGGCCGCUAAAAUCGAAGCUCAAUCCAGGCAGAAACAAAAAAGUAAAUUAGAUAAUGGAAUACAAAAUGGCACGAAACGCAUCGGACAGUGGUCGAAUAGGGCCAGGACGUCGGCGAGGACUUUUGCAACUAGAAUAUUUACGGCUAUUUGUAAUUGUACUACUUCCGUUAAAAACGUUGUUGUUAACCGAAACUAAAUACGACAAGAAUAUGAUAAUUAAGAAGGUAGAUGAUGAACUUUACUAGAGAAACUGCCGAUUUAGUUUUAUUAAAAAUUUUCGGCUUUUCAUUUAAUUAUUUGGGGUUUUUAAUGGGAUAUUUUAAAUUUCGUUUUUAUUUCGAGGUUGGUAGUAACUAAUUACUAAUUAAUAAAAAGUGUAUUUUUUUUUUCAAGGACGAUUGUAUCUAAAAGGAGUGCUACAUUUUUCUUUUACAAUCCGGAAAAUGUUUUUGUUAUAUUUAUAUUAUAUUUACCUCCAAAGGAAAUUUAUUAUGAAGUGACUUUAACAUGUAUCACAGAUUUCAUAAAUUAACCUUUCAAUUUGUAAUUAAAAAAUUUCUAAUUUCGCACUAGCGCCAUCUUUUGUUGAUUAGCUUUGAAAUGACAAUAUUGAAAUGAAUACAAACAUGCGAAAUUGUUGACAGCUAAUUAUAACAAAUAUUAAUGUUUGUGAAAUGUUGUGUAUACAAAACAGAUAAUUUACCAGUAUUUGUUAAUAAUUAGUAGAAAUAAUAUAUAAAGCUUUUU